Entamoeba invadens IP1 is the source of this 3324-nucleotide messenger RNA. RefSeq lists its product as hypothetical. Bases 1 to 3324 code for a protein of 1107 amino acids. The transcript is spliced from 2 exons. Lineage: Eukaryota; Evosea; Mastigamoebida; Endamoebidae. The record is from RefSeq and is a predicted model, not a curated record.
AUGGUCCUAUUCUUCAUUUUAUUAUUAACAAUAGUACAUGCGCAAGAUGAUUACUGUGACUUCAAUUGCUUUAUAGAAGGUCUUUCCUUCACUGUUGAUAUGGAAGGUAAAAUGUCUACGAUGGGAUAUAAUAUCCCAAAUAUCACAUUCAAUGGGAUGGAAGUUAACACCAUCAGUGGUUCUGUUGAUGACCCUGCGAAGCCUUCCAAGUUCACUGCGCACGUUUCCUUACACACUUUAUAUGGGAAAGGUCCAAUAGUUAAAGAAAGUAAGAAUAAGGAAAUUGGGUACAUGUCACUUAGUUUGAAAGAUUGUUCUUUGACGUUCACGUUGGGGUUUGAGACAUACAAUUAUAUGGGGUACAACCUUGUCAAGGGAGUCAUCCCGUCUAUAUCCAUAGACUUAAAUGUAUGGUCUGCUAAGAUAGAUUUGAAGUGUACGGACUGUUCUGUGGGGGACUCUAUAGUAUUAGGGUUGGGGGACUUCUUCAUAGCUAUUGUUAAGAACUUCUUGCAGUUGAUUGUCAACUCGAACAUCGAUAAGAUCAACAAUCUCUUGAAGACUCAAUUGGACGCAUUCUUUAUCAACGUGAAUACCAACUACAUUGAAAAGUAUAUCAAUAACACUCACCCCUUAGACAUCCCAUUCACUUUAAAAGAGAACGAAUUGGUUAAUAUAACAAAGAACUCAAUGUUCGACAUGUUAUCAUGGGCAACUACGGAACUAUUAGGUGGAAAUACAUCACUCGGCAUUAACAAUUUAAUUAAUAGAUUUACUAAAGAGACGGGGUCUCUUGUAGCAGGUGGAAAGGAAGAGGACACAUUCCCUUUGUUAACAGACAAAAUCAUAUCUGCGUUAAACAUGUCUGGAUUGUAUAUCCCUGACAUCAAUGGGACUAUAGACUUCGCUCUGACAUUUUUGAAUGUCUCGGGGUUGAACACGUGGAAUAACUUGAACUUUUUCGAACCGCUCAGAGACGUACAAGUGAAUAUCUCAAACGCGGCAAAUGAAACAUCAAGUGGUUCUUCAAACAGUUCAGAAAGUGUAGAAAACGUCAGUGAAGGUAAUAUGUGUUCUGAAGAAAAGAAGUGCGACUACCAAAUGAAGUUAGCUUCGGGCUUACAAGACUUAGAAAUCUCCAUGACGUUCUCUAUUAAUGCGACUGCGGAGUCGCCGAGUGUGAGCACUGGCGGUAAAAAGUUGCACGAAGAGGCCAAUUUUUAUUUAAAAGUGUCAAAGAACUAUAUGGAAGGAAGACUGCAAGUUGCGAUGCAACAAGGCAAAUUCAAUAAUUAUAGCAAUUCGAUGUGUAUGAAUGGAAACUGCUGGUUGGCCUUGUUAGAAGAAGGCACGGGGGUACCCAUCUUCAUAUUCAACACGAGUCUUGAUGUGAUAAAAUUGACAGCCGCCUCGGCGUAUUUAGAAGAUGGCAUUCAACAAAUCAUUAACUCGAUUGUGGAGGUCUUUCUCUAUAACUAUAAAGAAGCCAUUCCAGCUCUUAUUAAUGGGUUGGUCAAUGAAUUGGCGACAAACUACACAAAUCAAGAAAUUGAAAAGGUUGUUGGGACUGAUUGCAAGACCAUUGAAGAUGAAAUAGUGUUGGGGUAUAAGCCCAGUGUUGUUGUAUUGUGUUUGAUUGUAGCUUGUGUGUUGAGUGCGAUGUUCUGUGGCAUUGCGUUGAUGGUGUUAGUGAAGAAAAGAAGAUCACAACACAGCGCUGAAGUCAAAAUGAAGACUGAAAAGGUCCAAGCAGAGUUAAACACUGUAGCACAAGAAUCGUACACAGAUUCCUUUUCAACAGACACUUCAGAGGACAAAGUCGACUUGAUUAAGCACAAAACGAAGAAAAGUAUAUGGAAGAAAAUGUUACAUUUCCCUGGAUGGUUCUUUUCUCAAUUUUCUCGAACAGAUCCUGAAGGUUCUAGUCUCUUUUUAGACUCUCGCAUUACGAUUUUAGUUCGAGUUAUAGUCCCAAUCAUUAUCUUCUUUAAUAUUGGGAUCUUUAUAACGUCCAAUACAGGAAUUGGAGCAACUGUACAUGCGUACAUCUUGUUUGGAGGGAAUAAUGAAAUCCAAAUGCCUGUGUCGACAUUUGGGUUGGUCGACAGUGUCAGAGAUAUGUGGACUGCUGGGGUUUACCCUCUCUCUAUAUUAAUUCUUGUGUUUUCUGGGAUAUGGCCUUACACCAAACUCAUUUUCUUGUUAUUCAGCUGGUUCACUCCAGCCAGUAUAUUAAAACCAAGUAUUCGUGGAGGUAUACUUAGUGUCUUGGAUGCGUUGGGCAAGUGGUCAUUUUUGGACUCGUAUGUCAUGACUUUAAUGAUUAUGGCCUUUUAUUUUGAUGUUCCCCUUCCUAUUCACCACCCCGAGAAUGUCUCUGAGCACAUUUCCAUUCAACUUUAUGUUGAUCCUGAGUACGGGUUUACUACACUCUUACUGGGUACUUUAGUCUCAUUAGUUCUCUCGCACUUCAUGGUGUUCAUUCACAACCAAAUGAUGAGUCACCCUUAUGAUAACUAUGGCUCUAAAGCGAAAUUAUAUCGACCACUGAUGAUGUAUACAACAUUCUUUGCUACACGAAUAGUUAUGAUUCUGAUGAUAUUGGGAAGCAUCGGACUGAUAGUCACAGGCUUUUUCAUCAACUCGUUUUCAUUUGACUUCUAUGGACUUGCGGGGUGGGCACUGGAUUUACUCGACUUCUCGCAACAUAGAGAUUUCUCUGUGAUGGACUUGGGCGUCGAUUUGCCGUCGGCGUGUAGAGAACCGAACAGUUUUGUUGUCAGAUUUAUUCAAGUGACUUACUUUAUCACUAUUGUAGCACUCCCUAUGGUGCACUUGAUCGUUAUGUUAUUGUUGUGGAUCUUCCCAUUCAAUAGAAAAUUUCAAAAUUGGGUCUUCAACACGUGUGAAAUUCUGUAUGCUUGGUCGUGUAUUGAUGUCUUCAUAAUUUCUGUCAUUGCAGCAGUGGUGGAGUUAUCACAGUUUGCGGAGUUCAUGGUCGAGCCCAUGUGUGGUGCGCCUAUAGGAAAAUCAGAUAUGAGUCUCGAUGGCAUCAUCGCGAAGUUCUUUGGCGAAGAAAAAUACAUUGAAGGCCAUGAAACGUGUUUUGAAGUGAAGGCUGUGUUAACGGAUGGAUGCUGGUACUUAUUUGCUGGUGUUGUGUUAUACACUAUCACAGCAAUUGCUAUCACAAAAAUAUCUAAAAGAGUCUUAAAGGAGAGAUUGCCUAGUCAGGAUGAGGUGGAAGAGUUUAAGGAAAAUAGUAAAGAGAAGAUGCAAGACAAGAUGCCACUGUUAUAUGGUGUAGAUGAAGAUAAAUUGUAA